UCUCGCGAUACUACGUGCAUCCCAUUCGUGCUAAACUGGAGGGAUUUCUGUAGUAUUUAGUGAGCAGCUAACACGUUAGCAACACCGAGAUAACCUAUUUGCAAAUAACUCGCUCCUUAAAAAUAAAGAAACCAAGCCGGCUCAGAGAAUGGAUUUAGAAGACGACACGACCAUUUUAACAACCCUGAAGUCCUUCAAUUCCUUCAUCAGCCGCCCCGAACAUCCACAGCGGCUGUCAGAGCACUCAGCAGGGAGUGGAAUCCUGCAGAGUCAGUACAAGCGCAGCAUGGAGCUUUUAGAAGCAGCAGAGAGGGUUCACUCCAAGAAUCGCUACCUGCAGUUGGACCAGGAAAAGAAACAGAUGGAGCUGAGUCACAAACGGGCUCGUUUUGAACUGGAGAAGGCAGCCUCAGACAGCGCACGAGACUUGGAGCAUGAGGUGGAUCGGAACCAGGAGCUUUUGGGACAAAUGAAAAAGCUGGAGGAGAGAGUGGAGGAGGCGAAUAAGAAGCUAACAGAGCAGAAGGAAGCAAAUGAUGCUCUCCAGAUGAACCUGGAGGGUCUAAACAAGACACUGGAGGAACGAGAUGAUAAGCUUGGUGCAGCUAACCAGACCAUCAGCUCUUUGAAGGAUGAGAUCAGAGAGCUCAGGCAGAAGAUUCAAAACCAAGACUCAAAAAUCUCUGGUCAAACGCUCGAAAACCAGGAGUUACAGGAAAAGCUAGAUUUGCAACAAAGGAAGUAUCAGGAAGUCUCUCAACUUUGCCAAAGUCUCCAAGCUGCGCAGUCGUCAUGCUCUGAGCACAUAAUCAAGAUUAAGGAGUUGGAAAGGCGGCUUGCGUUCCAGGAGCAAGACUUUGCCAUUGUGAAGACUAUAAAGUCAGAGGCGGCCAGAGUUCCAGAUCUGGAAAAGGAGCUGAAGCGCCUCAAAGAUGAUAAUGCCUACCUCAGGGAGAACAGAGAAAAUUGCAGCCUGUUGAAAGAGGAGGUGGAGGGUCUGCGGAAGAAGCUGGAGAGGAUGGAGAAAACCAAAGAAGAGCUGAUCAACAUGGAACUGGAAAAAGAGAGGCUCACUGAGAAGCUCCACGCGUGGGAGAACCUUGGGCAAUCUACUGGACUCAACAUAAGGAAACCCGAGGAUCUGUCCAGGGAGGUGAUUCAGAUCCAGCAGAGAGAAAUUGCUCUGAAAGAGCAGAACUACACACUCAACAGCCGUGUGAGGAGUGUGGAGCGUUCACAGUCUGAGCUUCGUGCAGAGCUGACCCAGCAGCGCAGCAAGACUCUGGAGGAGCAAAAGAAGAGAGAGGCACAGGACGCUCUUGUCCGUCGACUGCAGAAGCGGGUACUGCUGUUAACCAAGGAGCGGGAUGGAAUGCGUGCCAUAUUAGAGUCCUAUGACACCGAGCUGGCGCCUACUGAGUACUCUCCUCAACUGAGCAAACGACUCAGGGAGGCCGAGGACAUACUGCAGAAGACGCAGAGCCAUAAUGCAGAGAUGGAGGCUCAGCUGACCAAAGCGCAGGAGGAGACGGGGACACUAAAACUGCAGCUACAAACAGCGGAGCUGGAGCUGGAGUCUUUAAAGAAGCAGCAGGCCUCUGCUACUGACAGCAACUCUUUACUGACCAAAGAAGAGGUCACCAUUCUCAGACAGAAAAUUGAAGAUUUAGAGAGAGAGCGGCAACGUUUGGAGGAGCAGAAUAACAUUCUGGAGAUGAGACUGGAGAGACACAACCUACAGGGAGACUACGAUCCAGUCAAAACCCGUGUUCUCCACCUCAAAGUGAACCCCACCGCCAUUGCCAAACAAGAGCGCCAGCAGGAAGUGGAGGCUCUCCGGGAAGAAGUGACACGGCUCAGGGAUCUUGUACGCUCUUUGCAGAGUGGAGGUGCUGUGGGGCAUUCCCAGGAUGACACGCACAACCCCAGCUUCAGCCUUAGUUUGGCUCCUUCAAAGGAAGUGUUGGAUUUGCGUAAACAAAUGGAGAGUUCAGAGCUGAGGAACCAGAGACUGAAAGAGGUGUUUCAGAGAAAAAUACAGGAGUUUCGCACAGUGUGCUACGUCCUGACCGGCUACCAGAUCGAUAUAACCACUGAGAACCAAUACCGGCUCACGUCUGUCUACGCGGAGCACAUGGAUGACUCCUUGCUCUUCAAAAAGGGCUCCAACGGAAGCAUGCAGCUUAUGGAAACAGAGUUCUCCAAAACUCUGGGAGAGAUGGUGGCUCUUCAUCUGCAUCACCAGAAGAGCAUCCCAGCGUUCCUCUCCGCCGUGACCCUCGACCUCUUCAGCCGACAGACCACAGUCUGACAGAACUGCACACCAUCUCACACACUCGUGUAAAAAUUCAAAAUGAGCUUAACUUUUAUUUUGACUUUUUUCCCCCCUAUCGCCUUCUAUAUACUUCACUUUUCCCCCGCCUCAUACAAUAUUCAUAAAUUGUUUCGAUUGUCCCGAUAUGUUUCAGCAGCUCUGUUGUAUGAAUAGAUCAGCGAGUGCUGUUUUUGUGGCGGAUGAGCACCUGCUUUGAUAGAAUGUCUCCAUCUUUCAUUGAAAAGCAGCUUGGUGCGCCUAUUUGUACAAUGAAUAUUUCAUCAAUAAAGUCUCGAGGAAACCAUUUUUUUUCUAGUCAUCAUGAAAAUGAUCCAUAAAAAUCACUUAUAUUUGUAUUUGGAGCCUUCUUUAAAAAAAAAUAAAUAAAUAAAUACUGAAUGUUGGAAACACA
Molecule: messenger RNA, 2726 nt
Organism: Oreochromis aureus
Lineage: Eukaryota; Metazoa; Chordata; Actinopteri; Cichliformes; Cichlidae
Gene: mad1l1
Product: mitotic arrest deficient 1 like 1
Exons: 18
Coding region: 149-2311 (720 amino acids)
Biological process (GO): mitotic spindle assembly checkpoint signaling; attachment of mitotic spindle microtubules to kinetochore
Cellular component (GO): nuclear envelope; mitotic spindle; kinetochore
Source: RefSeq, a predicted model, not a curated record